CCGCUGGAGAAAACAAGCAAAAUAAUGGAGAAGAUAAUCGGUGCCAAAAAAUCGCUUUGGCAACAAGUUUGUGAAGAGUACGAAGCUGAGCAGCCCAGUCCCCCCGCUGCUGUGUGGACAGAAAACAGCUUAGUGAGUACCCAGUUCUCCCAGUACAGCGCCAGUACACACUCCCCAGUCUGCUAUGGACUCAACACAGCCAAGGUGUUUGUGGAUGGGGAUCCUCUGAAAGACUUUGACCCACUUCUCUGCCGCCCUGCUCUCGCUGGCCACACUGUGCUAAGAAAACCUCGUCCACCAAGCCAGAGGCGACCCUCAGCAGCUCAAAUGUCUGUGUCAGGUCCCGUCACACGUUUUAUGGAGAGGAGGGUGUUUCCAGUGUUGUUGCCUGGACUGGAGGCUUUGCUGAGAGAAGCUCAGAAACACGGCUGUUUCCAGAGGAAAAGAACAGCAUUUAACCCAUGUGACUUCCUAACAGAGUGGCUAUACAACCAUAACCCCCGCAGGCAAGGACAGGUCCCAGUCAACUUCUAUGACAUCCCCUUUGUCAAGGACUUGCUCAGCACGCACCCAAGGCGUCCCAUCCCUCUUUUUCUACUGCUGAGUGAGGAUCAAGCUGCUCUGCUCAUCCAGGCCUUCUGGAGGGGAUACAAGAUCAGGGCACGACCAGAUGUGCAGGAGCUGCGCCAGUGGCAAAAAGAACUAAGAGAGAACCACAACAUUGCCAGAACUGUUGAGCAGUUCUGGGCCCAACAAGAGAGCCGAGUGGGCUCGGCUAUGACUGAUCUUCCAGAAAGCCCCAAACCCGGUAACUCUGAUGUGUCCAUCCAAGUGGUUUCCCCCACCCCCCAGAGCACCGUGGUCCACACCCCCACCACCCAGAUGAGCCCUGAGGCUGGUGAGUGGCUGGCCCCCAGCCUCUGCAGCGUGGAGGAAAUGGCCUCCACACUACCGCUGAAUAAUGUCCUGGCUGUAGCCAUGCCUGGUGACAAAUCGGUGACUGGAGUGUCUCCAUCAUUAAUUGGACCUCACAACCUGAGCUAACUGAAAUCAACAGCUCUGAGGACAAGGUUUUUCUGGUGUAUAAAGGCUUUUAAUCUCUAGGUUGACGUCAAAUUGACCAAAGUGAUCAGUCAAACCAGCCAUUAACAAUGCCUGUAACCAGUGGGAUAUGGCCAGGCAGGCAUUUAUGGUCUGAGAUCCAUGUCUAAUAAGUUGAUUGCUUUUAUUGCAUUUUUGAUGGAUCACUUCCUUUCACGGGUCUCACCCACCAAAUGAACACCAUAUAAUACGGUUCACUUAUUAUACUGUCGGUAAUGAAACCUCUUGUAACUGACUUAAUAUUUCCUCUCAGCAGGUCUAGCUCACUGGAAGAUAACCAGCCAUAUUCCCUUGACUUGUAAUUUCCUUUUUCUUUAGCAGUACGUGCCAAAAAAACAAAAGAGGUUAUAGCGUUUCCAUUCAAGCCAGGAACUGAGGCCAGAGUGAAAGGUGAUUCGGCAUACAGAGCAGCACUUUCUCUCCUGUUUAUCAGAAAAGGAAAUUACCCUGUCAAGGAAACAGAAAAUUAAUAAAAGGUUCACUGGUGGGUUACCGACUGCUAUCUGACAGAGAAGCAAAAAGAAAUAUCUAAUAUAUUCAUUAGCGCUCACUAUUUUACAAGUGAUUAUAACCCUGUUAUAUAGCUCACCUUCAGUAAUGUAAACAUAUAUAUGUGAAAAAUAUUAUAUCGUAUAAUAUCAUAGCGACAUUUAAGCUGUUAAAUGUCACGGAUGGAAAAAGAAACGCAUAAUCAGCAAAAUUGUUUACUUGUUACUGAUAACGUAACAUUUCCAGCAUAUGGUCUACUGGUAAGAUAGGAAAUUUGUGUGAUAGUUUGUAGCAUGGCCUAAUGCAUAAAUCACACAACAUCAAAUACCAACAUCACAAUAGAUAGAUAUAAAUACGGCUACAAUGUUAAGACUUUGACACUGCAUGAUGGUGCGAUUGCCUAAUAUUUUUCGUAUCUUGUGUGUGAUAAUUUUGUACUUUGUUUUAUGUAUUCCCACAUAACAGCAAAUUUAGAAUAUUUGUAUUUUUUUGUCUAUGGUUUUGGUAUUUUGCUUAAUGGUUAGAUAUUUUUGCAGUGACUCUGCUGAGUCCAUAACCUUAAGCUGUCUGUUUUUGUGGCUAGUAGUGAUAAAGCAUCAUCUUAAAUGUCACGGAUCAGCCUUGGGAAGUUCAUUUAAUUUUAUUUGCAAAACCAUGCUGGAUAAAAAGACUGCUGGCUCCUCAA
Molecule: messenger RNA, 2275 nt
Organism: Xiphias gladius (swordfish)
Lineage: Eukaryota; Metazoa; Chordata; Actinopteri; Istiophoriformes; Xiphiidae
Gene: iqck
Product: IQ motif containing K
Exons: 9
Coding region: 25-1044 (339 amino acids)
Molecular function (GO): protein binding
Source: RefSeq, a predicted model, not a curated record